AUUUUCUCAUUUAAAAAAAAUAGACACCUGCAAAAGCUGAAAAAAAUGACCAUUGUGUGUCUCGAAUUUUUCAGCGGAAUCGGCGGACUGCACUAUGGGCUCCAAUCAAGCGGUAUCGACGCCCAAGUAGCCAUGUCCUUUGACAUGAACGAAAACGCCAACAGCGUCUACGAGCAUAACUUCCACAAGCGACCAAACAACAAGGCAAUAGAUUUUCUCAACCCCCAGGACAUUGACAAACACCAGGCCACCUGUUGGCUUCUCAGCCCGCCGUGUCAGCCAUACACUCGGGGAGGCAAAUACCUGGAUGACGAGGAUCCCCGUGCGCGCGGCCUAAUCCAUCUCCUCAAGCUCUUGCCCCAGUUGGAGCAUAUUCCGACUCAUUUUUUUCUCGAAAACGUUAUGAAUUUCGAAAACUCACGGUCCAGGGUUUUGCUGGUCGAGACUUUGGGCAAAAUGGGGUUUGAGAUUCACGAGUGUCUGAUGUCUCCUGUGCAGUUUGGUAUCCCGAAUAACCGACUGCGGUAUUUCCUGACUGCCAGACAGACGCAGCCUGGUAAAUCGGUAGAGGAGAGUGAGCGUUGGACGGCGGAGUACUUGGGGCGUGGUCGUGAGGCGGUUUUCACCCAGUGGCCGUUUGAUCCGGCAACCGGCAAAGCAGUGGUGGAGCCAAUGCCACCCCUUUCGUCGUAUAUCGACGAGGCCAAUAACACUGUGGAGUCCCUGAUGGUGCCGGAGGCGACUAUUUUAAAGCGCAAAAGAUUAGAGUUCGACAUUGUCGUGGCGUCGAGCGCAUUGACAUCGACUUUCACUAAGGGAUAUGGAUCUAAGCAUUUGAUUGGAUCCGGGUCGUUGCUGCAGACUAGGAGGCUGGAUAUUGUAGAGAAUGGAUUCGGAUCUCCCGAGAGACUGCUCGAUCUUGGGUUGCGCUUUUUUUCUCCUGGAGAGGUUGCCCGGUUGCACCAUUUUCCCUAUGAGGAGAACAAUGUUGGGGAAGAUCAGUGUAAAUCGGAUUCUCAAGUUGCGCAGCAGCAGAAGCAGAAGCAGAAGCCCAUCAGAUACACGCUUUCUUUUCCUCCAAGCAUCAACCAGAGUCAGCAGCUAAAGCUUAUUGGGAACAGCCUUAAUGUGCAUGUUGUCGCACAGCUUAUCAGAUUUGUGCUUUUCGCAGACAACAACGACAAGGAUUGCUAACUAAAAGAACAAUAGUUUUUUCUUCAAAUAAAUA
Messenger RNA from Kickxella alabastrina, 1228 nucleotides. RefSeq names its product S-adenosyl-L-methionine-dependent methyltransferase. The coding region runs from base 46 to 1194 and encodes 382 amino acids. NCBI's taxonomy places the organism in Eukaryota, Fungi, Kickxellomycota, Kickxellomycetes, Kickxellales, Kickxellaceae. Gene Ontology annotation, molecular function: methyltransferase activity. The record is from RefSeq and is a predicted model, not a curated record. The transcript has a single exon.